UGACUCCCCGUGAUUUCCUCCUGUCUCUCCGGGCCCUGCCGCCGCCGUCUCCGGUUAAAGAUGGAGCUCCGGACCUCUCUGCCCGCCCUGCUGCUCCUCUGCGCCGCCGGUCUGCAGCCGCUGUCCGGCGCCGCUUCACGGACCGGCCCGAAAGUCACCGAGAAGGUGUUUUUCGACAUCACGGUGGCGGGUCACGAGGUGGGGCGGAUCGUCAUCGGCCUGUUUGGGGAGGUCGUCCCACUCACUGUCAACAACUUCGUUGCCCUGGCAACCGGAGAGAAAGGUUACGGCUACAAAGGGACGAAGUUCCACCGAGUCAUCAAGGACUUCAUGAUCCAGGGAGGAGACUUCACCGCCGGAGACGGGACCGGAGGUCACAGCAUCUAUGGGACGACUUUUGCAGAUGAAAACUUCAAACUGAAGCAUUUAGGAGCCGGCUGGGUGAGCAUGGCGAACGCUGGUCCGGACACUAACGGCUCUCAGUUCUUCGUCCUCGCUGCUAAAGCUCCGUGGCUCGACGGGAAACACGUAGUGUUUGGGAAAGUCCUGGACGGGAUGUCUGUGGUGCACACCAUCGAGCUGCAGGACACCAACGACAGGAACCUGCCGUACACCGAGUGCGUGGUUGUCAACAGCGGCCGCAUCGCCGUCAAAGAGCCGUUCGUGGUGGAGGUGGAGGGCUGGUAGACACAACGUCAUUAUUAUUAAUAAUGAUGAGCAAUCAUAAGUUCAGUUUGCCAAAUUUUGACAUUUUUUACUUUUGCAUGUUAACAUGCUGACACUAACAGGGCUGAGUAUUACUGGAAACUAAUAACACAGUUUCCUUAUUGAUACCAAAACAAUUUUUCAAUGUUUUACAAACCACAAACUUGUCAAAUCCAUCAGUGUUUAACUUUGUCUUUAAACGAACACAGCUGCAUAAAAAAAAUAUUAAGUAUGAUUUAAAUCAAGAAAAACAUUUGAUCAAAGACUGAACAAGAUGAAGAAUCUUACCGAGCUUUCAGUAUCUGAAAGGUUUAGUGAACUAAGAACAGUUUGGAAAGAUCCCUUUUUGUUCUCUUUGGCGACACCUGUGGUGAUAAGCGGUAACUGCAGGUGUGUUUGUUUUUAUUUUACUUUCACUUCAACGUCUGGAGUUCUUUGUUUGUUCGGUCGUACGUACCAAUUAUUGGCAACACCAGCAAACACUGUGAUUUUUCCAGUUCAUAAUCCUGCAAAUUAGGAGCUUCCAUCAGGAAUCAAUAGGGCGCCAUAGGAACGAGUUCUUAAGCCUGGAAGUAAGUUAGCAGGUUAGCUCCCUGGGGUCUAGGUCUGAGGUUAGCAGCUGAAACUGUGGUUGUGGUUAACACAAGCUGAAGAGAUCUUCGUUUUGUUAUACGGCAUAAACAAUAAUUUCUCCAACGUGAGUGUAUUUGUAUAUAUAGAGUCAUGGAAAAAAUUAUUAGACCACCAUUGUUUUCUUCAAUGUUUUGUUCAUUUUAAUGCCUGUUACAACUAAAGGGACAUUGGUUUGAACAAAUAUAAUAAAAACAAAAAUAGCUGAUAAGAGUUUAAUUUAAGAUCUGAUAUCCAGACAUUUUCCAUGGUUUUAUUGAUAAUGAAUUUGGUUUUCAUCAUUCCAUGACUGUAUUUACGGGAUGGUGGCGGUUAGCGUCAUCUCUAAAAUCCACAGUUUAUCGUAGAAAGAAACUGUAAAAACAGGUCACAUCAGUUAUAGUCAGAUUUUAAACUUUCCAACUGUCCUUGAACAUUCAUCUGUUUAGAAAGUUUCCGUUAGACAAAGACGAAGCUUACAAUGUUGAUAUUUCGUCAAAAACUAACUUUCUUCUUGUUCUUGUCACCUUGUCAAAUGAACAAAUUUCCCUGUUCUUGUGGAGUAUGUGUUAGCCUUUAGAAACAUUUAUUUUCUGCAAAAAUCCCAAAUCCUAGAGGAGAACCCUAACAGACCCUAUGAUGCCAACUUCCAGGUUGAAACUACAUCAUUUCGUUUGCUCUCUAUAGUGACUUAAACUAUGACAAAACCGUUUUUAAAAAAAAAAAUCAAUUUGCGUUCAUUUAUCUGUGAGUUAUUUGUGCAUUUAAUGCAAACACCAAAACCUGCAGAUAAGAAGUUUUCAGCCGACGAGCAGUCAGUAUUCUCCAGGUUCACUGUGGUUCAACGGUUUUAUACGUUAGUGUACAUAUAUAUACUUAUAUAUAUAAUAUAUAUAUAUAUAUAUAUUUACGGGAUGGUGCUGGUUAGCGUCAUCUCUAAAACUCUGUAUCAUAUCAAACUAAACAACUGUGACUCAAAGAUGUAGCUCCUCUUUCAUCUCUCUUUGCCAAAAUAAUUCUUUAUUUGACAAAUUUUGCACUUUCUAUGCAUCUAAUCAUCUUUAAUAACUUCAUAUCACAAACAUAUGCAAAAACUAACUCUGUAGCAAGUGUCAAAUGCCAUUCUUGCACUUUAUUAUUUAUUCUUCAUCAUUGAAAUGUAACUUUUGGAAAUAAAUCUUCCUGAUGCAUUGAACCAUAUCAUGUUUGCAGAGACGACAGCACAAACUGCACAGGAAGGAAAAUGAAUACUGUAGCUGAUCAUUUUAAAUACUUUGUGUUUCUGACUGUUAAUGUUUUUAUCUUCUGUGCUUCAGUUUAACCCGACACUGCCAUGGUAGCAUUAUAAUAAUAAUUUUCCUCACUUUUAUGAAGUUUUAUGCAGCUUUUAAAACAUAUCAGAAGUUUCUGUUUUCAUUAUUUAUAGUAACAGCAGAAGAAGAGUGCCAACAGAUCUGUUUUUCUACAAUAAACAAUAUGCUGUUGCAAAACA
This is a messenger RNA of Centropristis striata (black sea bass), 2806 nucleotides long. RefSeq names its product peptidylprolyl isomerase C (gene ppic). Bases 61 to 687 code for a protein of 208 amino acids. Gene Ontology annotation, cellular component: intracellular membrane-bounded organelle. Gene Ontology annotation, biological process: protein peptidyl-prolyl isomerization; protein folding. The record is from RefSeq and is a predicted model, not a curated record. The transcript is spliced from 6 exons. Gene Ontology annotation, molecular function: peptidyl-prolyl cis-trans isomerase activity. NCBI's taxonomy places the organism in Eukaryota, Metazoa, Chordata, Actinopteri, Perciformes, Serranidae.